Tricharina praecox is the source of this 1096-nucleotide messenger RNA. RefSeq names its product ribosomal protein L19e. Gene Ontology annotation, biological process: translation. Gene Ontology annotation, cellular component: ribosome; cytosolic large ribosomal subunit. The record is from RefSeq and is a predicted model, not a curated record. The transcript is spliced from 4 exons. The coding region runs from base 112 to 693 and encodes 193 amino acids. Gene Ontology annotation, molecular function: structural constituent of ribosome; RNA binding. NCBI's taxonomy places the organism in Eukaryota, Fungi, Ascomycota, Pezizomycetes, Pezizales, Pyronemataceae.
GCGCUUGGUUUGGUUCUACUUGUCCGUAGUAAUCGACAACCCAACCCGUCCCCCCCCAUCGACAACCCCGACAAACGACACCCAGCGACAGACCCCGGGACACUAUUCAAAAUGGUCAACCUCAGAACCCAGAAGCGUCUCGCUGCGUCCGUCAUGGACUGUGGAAAGAGAAAGGUCUGGCUGGACCCUAACGAGAUGAACGAGAUUUCCAACGCCAACUCGCGCCAAACUAUCCGCAAGCUGGUCUCGGACGGACUCAUCAUCAAGAAGCCCAACGCUAUGCACUCGCGUAGCCGAACCCGCGACCUCCAGGAGGCUCGUCGUGCUGGUCGUCAUACCGGUUACGGUAAGCGCAAGGGUACCGCGAACGCCCGUAUGCCGUCUCAGGUCCUCUGGAUGCGCCGCAUGCGUGUCCUCCGUCGCUUGCUCGUCAAGUACCGGGCUUCCGGCAAGAUUGACAAGCACCUUUACCACGAGCUGUACCACUCCAGCAAGGGUAACGCUUUCAAGCACAAGCGCGGUCUCGUUGAGCACAUCCACAAGGCUAAGGCCGAGAAGGCCCGUGAGCGUGUCCUCAAGGAGGAGAUGGACGCGAAGCGUGCCAAGACCAAGGCUGCCCGCGAGAGGAGACAGAACAGGCUCCAGGAGAAGCGCAAUGCUCUCAUGGGAGACCUCGCCGAGGAGGAGAAAUAAAAAGGGUUUCGUUCUUGACGGUGUACUUGGGGUUUUCACUUUCGGCUCUCAAUCGGCUUGUUCUUGGAAUCAUCUUCCUCCAAAAUAAAUGUCUUUCGGGGUCCUUGGCUCCUGGGCUUCUGGGUGAAAUUUGAUCUGGUACAAUCCUUUUACCGAAUGGGUAUCUAGUCCUGCUCUCUCUGUCAUGCAUUUGUUGUGAUGAGAAUCGGAUUGGCUACUUUCAGUAUGUUUGGGAGCAUUGGUUUGGCGUUGGUUCUUUGCUUGGUCUUGUUGGGCGGCAUCUGUACUUCUCUCAUUCUCUAUCUUCGUUCAGACAUGAUGCAAUGAGACAAGAUCAUGAAUUUUUGUACAGUACCAUGCCGUCCAACACGUCUUCAAUCGCCAUCAUUAAACUCCAACGAAC